Fulvia fulva is the source of this 762-nucleotide messenger RNA. Its product is annotated as 4-hydroxy-2-oxo-heptane-1,7-dioate aldolase. Lineage: Eukaryota; Fungi; Ascomycota; Dothideomycetes; Mycosphaerellales; Mycosphaerellaceae. The coding region runs from base 1 to 762 and encodes 253 amino acids. Gene Ontology annotation, molecular function: aldehyde-lyase activity. Gene Ontology annotation, cellular component: cytoplasm. The transcript has 3 exons. The record is from RefSeq and is a predicted model, not a curated record.
AUGUUCACAUUGACCGAUAAACCGUCGAACAGGGCGAUCAUCUUACUCCGCGCUUCGGGCAAACGAGUGGCGACAAUGGCUACUCCAAAACUUUUGAACACUCUCCGAAACGGCCAGACCGCAAUGACGACCUUCUUGGCAUUAAAAGGCGUGAGGCAUGCUCAAGUCGUGGCCCACACAGGACUAGACGCGGCUAUCAUAGAUCGGGACGUCGUAGCCAGUGCUGGAUCCUCGCCCAUUGUCCGGAUUCGUGGGCCGUCAGCGUCGUUGGUGAAGAGAGCCCCUGACACGGGUGCACACGGUGUUCUUGUUCCGAUGAUCAACAUUUCUCCCACCGGCGUGCAAGGUCGAGGUUCUGCUUUCGCAGCGUUCGAGCAUGGGCUGUCAACACCUGUCGAGUAUGUUGCAUCAGCGAACGACAGUGUCGUGGUCAUGCUUCCGAUCGAGUCGAUUGAAGGUCGUAAUGAUGUGGAUGAGAUCUGCCAGGUCCAAGGUGUCGACAGGGUCUUCAUCGGACCUAACGAUCUUGCGCUUGCAUUGCUGGGCUCCACACCUGCGAAGUACACCGAGGCCAAAUUCCUGGCAGCCAUUGAUAAGAUCGUAGGAGCAGCUCGAACACACGACAAGGAGGUUGGUAUGCUUGUCGCGGACGGAGAGCAAGCAUGUGCAGCAAAGGAGCGCUUUGACUUGAUCGCUAUUGGCACAGAUGUUCGUGCAAUGCAGGCACUCUAUCGUGCAGCACUCGAGAAGGCUAGAUCAUGA